AUGGUCCGCGAUCGCCUCUCCGAGCUACAGAAACUCGCCGGCGAACAGCCAAGCUCGUCGACGGAAGCCGACCAUGGGACUUCGAUGCACAGGGAAAAAGAGCCGCUCAUCGAAGUCAAUGAAGUCUUCAUCGAAAAUUUUCUGGCGGCGGUCACCGCGCAACGAAAACAAAUGGACGAGCUGGCGGAAAUGCUGCACCGGAUGCGGAAGAUUGAAAACGAGUUAUUACAAGCCCCAGCUGCUGAUCAAAGAAAAGCGCAAGAACAUGAAGAAAUCGUGCAGCGGUUCAAGAUACAAUCGAGCGCCAUCCGCAAUGCCCUACGACAGCUCGAAAAAGAAGCGGAUCGUCUUGAGAAGGAGAACCCCGACCACACCGCGCAAAUCAAAAUCUUGAGGACACAGUUAAUGGAUAGCACGCGGACACUCGGUCAUUUGAUUGGCCAGUUCCAGUCACAAGAGGCCACCUACGCCGAAAAAUUGCGGAAGAAGUUUGCCGAUUCCUUGAGAGUCCGAGGCAUGCAAUUCAGCGAGGAGGAUAUGAGCGAUUUGAUGCGACAUGGUGAUUUAUCUGAGAAGACGAAAGGGCUGAUCCUCGCCCAGCGUGAGAAGGCGGAGCUGUAUGAAGAAGUGAAACUGCGGCGCGACGGCCUAUUGGAAAUCGAAAGGUCCAUCCAAGAACUGACAGAGCUCUGGAUAGAUCUGGCCAAUCUGAUCGAGAGCCAGGGCGAGAUGCUGAAUCGAAUCUCGGACAACGUGGAGAGUACGCGGGAAUACGCACUGAAAGCUAGGACAAAUGUCGAAGACGCCAAGAAGCUACAGGCUUCGACGCGCAAGAAAAAGGUGAUCGUGCUCAUCUUCGUCCUCAUCCUGAUCGUCAUCCUGUUCGUCUUCCUCCAGGGCCUCGUCUGCCACUUCACGCCGAUAUGC
This is a messenger RNA of Mesorhabditis spiculigera, 927 nucleotides long. Lineage: Eukaryota; Metazoa; Nematoda; Chromadorea; Rhabditida; Rhabditidae. The record is from the annotation of a GenBank genome assembly.